Molecule: messenger RNA, 1614 nt
Organism: Pecten maximus
Lineage: Eukaryota; Metazoa; Mollusca; Bivalvia; Pectinida; Pectinidae
Product: queuine tRNA-ribosyltransferase catalytic subunit 1-like
Cellular component (GO): cytosol
Molecular function (GO): tRNA-guanosine(34) queuine transglycosylase activity
Source: RefSeq, a predicted model, not a curated record
UUUAAAAGGGAAUUCCAAAAAAUAUGGCUUCCAAAGGAACACAUGCUCUGUCACUUCGGAUAUUGGCAGAGUGUAAAACUACAAAAGCAAGAGCAUGCAAGUUAAAACUACCUCAUUGUGAGGUUGACACACCCGUGUUUAUGCCGGUUGGAACACAGGGUACACUGAAAGGUCUUGUCCCUGAACAGCUGGAAGAAUUAGAUUGCAAAAUAAUGUUGGGAAACACCUAUCAUUUGGGGAACAGGCCGGGUCCUGAUCUGUUGAAGAAAGCAGGAGGCCUGCAUAAUUUUAUGAAGUGGAACAGAUGCUUACUAACGGACAGUGGAGGAUUCCAGAUGGUGUCGCUGCUGAAGCUGGCUGAAAUAACAGAGGAGGGGGUGAAGUUUCAGUCCCCACAUGAUGACUCCGAGAUGAUGCUAACCCCUGAAAUGUCUAUACAGAUACAAAAUAGUAUAGGUGCUGAUAUAAUAAUGCAGUUGGAUGAUGUUGUCCACAGUUGUGUGACUGGACCCAGAGUGGAGGAGGCUAUGUACAGGACUAUAAGAUGGUUGGAUAGAUGUCUGAAGGCCCACCAGAGACCCCACGACCAGAAUAUCUUCCCCAUCGUACAGGGGGGACUGUACCCAGAGCUUCGCAAGAAAUGUGUUCAAGAGUUGAUAAAGCGCGAAGUUCCUGGCUAUGCCAUUGGGGGAUUGAGUGGGGGAGAAAGUAAGGAUGACUUUUGGAGAAUGGUAACACUGUCCACUGAAUAUUUACCGAAGGACAAGCCAAGAUACCUGAUGGGGGUUGGUUUUGCUGUUGACCUAGUAGUCUGUGUAGCCCUUGGAUGUGACAUGUUUGACUGUGUGUUUCCUACAAGGACAGCUAGAUUCGGAAAUGCUUUGGUUCCCACUGGUAAUCUGUCAUUGAAGAACAAGAUGUAUGCCAAGGACUUCAGUCCUAUAGAUGACAAGUGUCCGUGUUCCACAUGUAAACAGUACACACGUGCCUACCUGCACACUAUCGUCACUAACGAGACCGUCUCCUGCCAACUGUUGACUGUACACAAUGUUGCUUACCAGUUGUCCCUGAUGACUAGUAUACAGGAGAGUAUUAAUGAGGACAAAUUUCCACAGUUUAUACAGGACUUCUUUGAUAAACAAUUUCCCAAUACAGACUACCCACAGUGGGCCGUGGAUGCUUUAGCUUCAGUUAAUGUUCAUAUCAAGAAAAGCUGAUGCUGGCAUAAACCACUUAAAACACUUUCAAAAACUGUCUACAGGAAUACAGGAAUAGUAUCCGUUUCCAAGCAGAGGGACUCUGUGAUGACCACAUGCUUGGGCAGUAAAGAUAUACAUUCUAUACAAAUUCCCGAUGUAUAGAGGUUGUGGAUCUGUUCUAGACAAGAUACCAUCAGAAGAAUAAGAGAGAGAUGGCCAUAUUAAACAGGAUUAGUAUACGAACAAUGUAUACUUUGGAACCUUGUUUGAGGAAUUUUCCAAUGACUAAUUAGAAUCACUCUUUCUGGUGGUAAUUAUACCUCUCAGACAGUGGUCAGUAAGACUUGCUACACUGUACUACAUGUUGAGGACCAGGUAUCCAACACAGGAAACGUGCAAUAAAAAUGGAAAUAUU